This is a messenger RNA of Rana temporaria (common frog), 1205 nucleotides long. Its product is annotated as phospholipid scramblase 3-like. Gene Ontology annotation, biological process: plasma membrane phospholipid scrambling. The transcript is spliced from 7 exons. NCBI's taxonomy places the organism in Eukaryota, Metazoa, Chordata, Amphibia, Anura, Ranidae. Gene Ontology annotation, molecular function: phospholipid scramblase activity. The coding region runs from base 104 to 748 and encodes 214 amino acids. The record is from RefSeq and is a predicted model, not a curated record. Gene Ontology annotation, cellular component: plasma membrane.
CCCAGAAGAGAGACAGCAGAGAGAGGAGGAGACUCCACCAGGAGACAUCAGACCACAGAGGAGAGACAGCAGAGAGUGGAAGGGAGCGGUCAUCGCGGGUAUUAUGGACGGACGUCCUGUUGCUCCACCUGGACUGGAAUAUCUUCUUCAGGUCAAUGGACUCUUCAUGAAAGAGACAAGGAGCGGUAUAUUCCAGAAUUAUAAUACCUAUGAUUUGUUUGGCACCGAUGGCCAACUUGUGUACCAAGCCACCGAGCAGCGGGAAUGUUGUGGCCCUCGGAUGGAUUGCAGGGUUGCCAACACCCAAGGAUAUAAUGUCCUGAACCUUCUCGUGCCUUUAGAGUGCUGUAGCUGUGACACCAAGUUGCAGGUCUCCAGUUCCUCCGGGGAGCUCCUCGGCUACAUAAUCCAAGAGUGGACAAGUUUUACCUUAAGCUUCGACAUCUUGGAUCCAUCGGGACUUGUUUGUCUUAAUGUGAAAGGUCCAGGAUGGGGGGAAGGCUUCAUGUCUGACCUCCACUAUAAGAUUCUCUCUGCUGAUAGAAUAACACAAAUAGGAGUCAUCACACGUGUGUGGCGGGGGUUACACAACGAGAUGUUCAGCAUUAAAGACAACUAUACCAUCAAUUUCCCGAUGGACCUCCAUGUCUCCAUGAAAGCCAUGCUAAUGGCCUCCGCCUUAUUCAUUGACCUUCUGAUUGAAGAGCGCAGGCGCCGACAACGGUCCCAAGCUGCGAGCCACCGCUGAUUGGAAGAUAUCCCAGCCAAUUCACAGACUCCUCUCUUAUAAAGGAUCACAUGUCAUAUAGAGAAUUUCCUAACAAUCCAAGAAACCUACACGGAUCAAUUUUAUUCAAUAUGAUUUAUAUAUACUGUCAGAACAUUUGGGGUUAAAAGAAUACAUAUAAGAUCGCACAUUUUGUGUCUUAAGUUGAGUCACAGUUCAAAACCUGUGAAUAAGGCUGUGUUACCAGAAGGACUUUAUGUCUCACAGGGGGGUGUAUAAUCCUUAUAUAUGCCAUCUCCCAGGUCAUAUCUCUUUUGAGUUCGACACUAAUGCCUUGUUUCCACUGAACGGAACGGUUCGGGUCAGUAGAUUUGGAACGGUUUAGAACGGACCGGUCUAUUGUCGUGAGCGUUUCCACUGCAAAUCGGACUGUUGGGACCAUACAGGAUUUAGAAAAAAUGCCUAGCACGUCCACCAA